AUGAGCUGUAAAAUGGCAACCGGGAAAGAGACAGAGGAUCUCACACAUGAGCUGACCUGCCCCAUCUGCCUGGAAAUGUUCACCGACCCGGUGUCUCUAGAAUGUGAGCAUCACUUCUGCAGGUCCUGCAUCUCUCAGAGUUGGGACAAGGUCCUGGGAAAUGUUUCCUGCCCCCAGUGUCGGCAGGUCUUCACCCAGAGGAACUUCAGGACCGCUCGGACCCUGGGCAACAUUGUGAAGAAGUUCAGGCUGCUCAAGGUGAAGGUGACACAGCGUGAGAAGGGAUUUUACUGUCAGGAACAUGAGGAGAAGCUGAAAAUGUUCUGUAAAGAAGAGCAGGAAGCAAUCUGUGUGGACUGCUGGAGUUCAGAACAUCAAACUCACAAUGUGAUUACGUUAAAAGAGGCUGCCCAGAUAUACAAGGAAAAAUUAGAAACAUCUUUGGAUUUGUUGGAAAGGAAAAUGAAAGAAGUGACUGAAAACAAAAGGAAAGAAGAGGCAAAGAUGGAAGAACUAAAGGUACAAGCGGAGCAGCUGACGGUCACAAUCAGAGAAGAAUUUGAGAAGAUGCACAAGUUCCUGAAGGAGCAAGAAGAAGCCAUGAGAAAUCAACUGAGGCAAGUAGAAGAAAAUAUAUUAAAGGGAUUGGAGGAAAACGUCAAAGCAAUUAUGGGGGAACUCUCGGCUACUGAGAGAAGAAUCUCAGAGGUACAAACACGACUAAAGAUGACGGAGGCUGCAGAGAUGCUCAAGGGUAUUAAGGACCUUCUCACCAGGUGUGAUGCCCAGCCCCAGCUCCCAGAGGAAGUUAUUGUUGAACUGACGAUGGAAGUGUUCGGUGAGCCCUUCCAGUUUUUCAGAGUGUGGAAGGGGAUGAGGAGAAUAAUCGAGCCAGUUCCGGCAUCCCUCACCUUGGACCCAAACACAGCAAACACCCAACUCAUCAUUUCGCAGAACCUGCUGAGUGUGAAGUACAGCAACGACAGGGAAGACGAGGAGCAAGAUUGUCCUGAUACCCUGGAAAGAUUCAAUGAAUACCUGUAUGUUUUGAGCUCACAGUGUUUCACAUCGGGGAGACACUACUGGGAGGUGGAUCUUAGAAACAAGGUCCAGUGGGUUAUAGGUGUCUGUGGAGAGUCUGCCAACAGGAAGGGAGACAUCUUAGUGGUAUGUACAGAAGGAUACUGGGUCAUAAGUUUGUUUAAUGAGAAUAAUUAUAGAGCAUCAAACUUGGAACAUACCAGCAUUCCUGUUGAAGUGAAGCCUUGGAAGCUGGGAGUUUCCCUGGACUAUGAGGGGGGGCAGGUUACAUUUUACAAUGCUGAUAACAUGUCUCACCUGUACACUUUUACUGACAUAUUCACCGAGAAACUCUAUCCCAUUUUUAGCCCCUGUAAUAACCUAACUGGUAAAAACAGUGAACCACUCACAUUACUCACUGGUUAACAGGCCUCUUGUUUUUCUAUCUUAAAUAUCAAAAGGUGAACUUAGGCAUCAGUCACUCAUUCUGUGCUCCACCUGAAAUUCAGUCUCAUUGGCUUCAAUAGAACUGAAUAUCAGGGGCUGAAUUUUCAUCUGAGGUGGGCAGGCCCUCAGUUUGGCGCCACCAGGCAUUGCGUUGGUUUACCACCACAAACCUGACCUUGAGCCAUUUUCAAAGAGGCAGGGUCAGAGGUCGGAGGUAGCCAAUUUUAAAAUUAUUUAAGGGACUUAUUAAGGCCCUGUUCUUGCACCAGCUGGGACCUCCGGUCGGCAAUGCAGACAGACCACAUUGGCCUGGGUAUGGAACAGCCCAGCCUGGUGGGCUCAGGGCAUGAAGUUGGGGUCGGCAGA
Messenger RNA from Carcharodon carcharias (great white shark), 1833 nucleotides. RefSeq names its product zinc-binding protein A33-like. Lineage: Eukaryota; Metazoa; Chordata; Chondrichthyes; Lamniformes; Lamnidae. Gene Ontology annotation, molecular function: zinc ion binding; protein binding. The record is from RefSeq and is a predicted model, not a curated record. The transcript is spliced from 6 exons. Bases 1 to 1446 code for a protein of 481 amino acids.